Molecule: messenger RNA, 3834 nt
Organism: Acanthopagrus latus (yellowfin seabream)
Lineage: Eukaryota; Metazoa; Chordata; Actinopteri; Spariformes; Sparidae
Gene: evi2b
Product: cell wall protein DAN4
Exons: 2
Coding region: 179-1426 (415 amino acids)
Source: RefSeq, a predicted model, not a curated record
GCAGUGAGGAGCAAUCCAUGCACCUUGUUCCUGCCAUAGAGACAUCUCGCCUGUCAGGCAACAGCAUUUCCUUCAACUAUUUCACUUUUAAUAUCCUGGAAUAACACAGCUAACGUGUUACAGAGGUUCUCUGUGUAAACUGCUACAGAGAGACAGCAACAGGAGCCAGAAGAAAACAAUGAUCAUCAUAUUUGUAAGCCUAAUUUUUAUAUGCUUGCUGCCAAAGACAGCAAGCACAGUAACAUCUGGCCAGAAUCAAAGCUUCACAAAUGUGAUGACAGGAGGGCUGACCAGACAGGGGACGUCCAGCUCAAACCAACUCUCAGAGGUCGCAGGUCGUGGCAUCACACAGUCUAUUAUAGUGAAUCCAACAGCUGAAAAAACUACCAAACCAAUGACUGAAUCUUUGCACACAAGUCCUUCUAAAACUGCUUCAACAACACCCUCUCAAACAUCCACACCAAAUAUUCAAACAGCACCAACUCUGAUCAGUUCCUCAUUAUCUCAGUUUAACAGCUCCACAGAGGACAUGAAGCCCACGACGGAAGUCUCAAUAUUAACAACAGUGGUAUUCCGUUCAUCCACGAAACAUUCAAUACUACGGAGCUCCACCCCAAGCCAAGACACAGGAAAGACGGUGGCCUCCCAAUUCACUAUUGAUAAACUUCCCUAUCCAUCUACUGGUCUAACACAACCUACAGACCUCAUCUUGACGACGACCACAUCUACCAAGACUGAUGAACACAAGUCUACAAGUACAAGUCCAGCCACAGGUUUAUACACGACAAAGAAACCAUUCAUCCACAGCACCAAGGCAAAAAAAAGACAAGAUUCUCCAUAUGUAAACAGAACAAACCACAGCAAAGCAGUCGCAGGACUGAUAGGUGGUGCCCUGGUAUUAAUGACGGUUGGAUUCCUGCUCAUUUAUGUAAAGAAACGGAAGCUUCAACGGCAGCAGAUAAAAACUACUGAUUGGGCUGGUCCUUCACCGUUUCUAGAGAGUGGAGCUGACAAUGGCCAGGUGACACUAAGGUCAUCUAACCGAAUUUCCUUCUCCAGCUUCCUGCCUCUAAGGCUGUCCAAAAGGCUGUCCUUGCUCCCGGAAACAGAUGAGGAGUUAAAAGACAUAAGACUGGGAACGACAUUUGGGGAUGAACAUGGCAAGGGCAUGUCUGGUCAAGAGGAGGAUGGAAAUGAUGGACAAGACAGCAAUAGGAGUGCAGUAGUUGUUAUAGAAAGCACAGGAGAAGCUCCAGAGACAGACAUAAACUCUGUUUCUCUAUCCUCUUCCCAAACUACUGACUCACUGUGCAAAAAUAACAAUGUAGAAGUUAUAAACCUCAGUGGAGCCCAUCCUGCAAAUCCCUCUACUUCAUCUGGAGCUGUGGAAAAUGCACAGCUGAAUGAUAGCCUGGGGCAACCUUGACUAAACUUACUCCCCACAGCCCCCAACGCAUCCUCUUGCAUUGGCUUGUAGACAGUUUCCUCUGUGACAGAGAACACAGGAAACUGACUAAAUGACUAACAUGACAUGAGAGAAGUGACGUUAAAGUAGGUUGCUACAGCAAAGAGGAAGAAGUAUAAAACAUCAGUAUAAUAUCAACAAAGAAGAUCAACAUUCACAUUUUUAGAUCUUCAGUUAUGCACAAAAAACUUAAGAUCUAAAAAUGUGAAUGAGGAUACUUGGCAUCACAAUGCACAGGACUAUGUGAGACCUCAUUGGACAGUGCACAAGAUUAUGUCACACAAACGGGUGAUGCAAUGACACCCCCAAACUGCCACACAACCGUACUAAUAAUCAUUGCAAGUCUGGAUUCUGUCUAUUCAUCGGCACACAAAAAGAAUAAGUAUAUAUAGGGGUGAAACACUUUGACUUGAGUGUUGAGUAAUAGCUGUGGAUGUCAUCAACCAAAUAAAAACCAUUGUGUUAUCUACAUCUUGGGUUAGAUAUGAUGAUGAAAAGGGUAUGCUUAUGUUUUAUCUGACAUAGAAGUUACAGUAAGGUGGCUGCCACAGACAAGAAACAUGGACCAACACCCUCUGCAACAGAGUUACACAUCUUUGAAUUUCAUAACUCAUGUUUCAAAACUUUCAUAACAAAAGAUGACAUUUCUCAAAAUCAUGUAUGUACAGUCAUAAGUGACACCAUAUUUAAGGCCUGUGUAAUAAGUAACAAAAAUGGCAUUACAUAUUGUGUGCUUACAGGAGAACCUGUACUAGUGUGUCAGUGAAAGCUAAAAUACAGACCCAGCAUUUUUCAGCUGCAUCUACCACUGACUGUUACGAGUUAAGGCUUUAAUUUGUUAACUGCAAUGUUUGAUAUGGUUCAAUGAUUUUCAUAAUGUGCCACUUGUAGGCUGUAGUUACUUAAGUGUAUUUAAUCUAGUUGUUUGGUCAUCUUUUUCCUGAUAAAGAGAUGUUUGUUACAUUCCUCUAAAUGUGUAUUUUUAUAUCUUCAAUUGAUUUUGUGUUUCUUUUGUUUUUCUGAAUGUUAAGCAAUGACAAAAAGCAUUGUGAAAUUGGUUUCUGCCACAUGUAUCAAUCACUGUGUAUACUGCCAUUUUCGCUCGCCUAAGAUUUCAUUUUACGACUUAGGAAGUCAUUGUAUUGAUACUUAUAUACCAACCUGAUGGAGUGCCAUGAUGUGUUUUGUUGUUCUGAUGAAAGAACAGUGAUUAUGUCAUGAACACUUCUAAUUGAAUCAAAAUAUAAUUUAAACAAGUCUCAAUUUAGAAUAGUUGUCUUUAAAAGCAUCAUUUGCUUUUUUAAAAUUAUUUUAUACACAUUUAAUAUCAAGUCACAUGGUAAUUGCUCUGAUCAUGCUUAGAAGUCACUUCAGCAUCAGGAGCUCAAGCUGAUGUCUAUCCACUCAAAUGCUUUCUUAGGAAGUCAAUUACAUCAAAUGUCCCUUAUGAUCACUUUUACUCCAUCCUAUUUUUGUGAAAUAUCACUGUAGAGCUUGAAAAAACAAAGGUGCUUUAAACUACGUUAAUUGAUCUUCUAGUACUGACAUAGUGCCACCAUAUCAAAGGGGAAUUUUGGUAUUUUUAAACCUGGGCCCCAGAUUUACAAGGUUUGGUCUGUUAAUGAUUCAUAUUCGUACCAAAUUUUAUCAGUCAGUCCUGUAGUUCAUGUCAGCUGCCAGCCACAUCAAGGUUGUGAUGGCUGCAUCACAGUCCUUUGGGGCAACAGAGAUUGUCAAAGUUCCUUCCACUUAAAGUACUUGCUUUUGCCAGGCUGAGGUUGUUAUUGUAUGUGUCAGACUCACAAAAAGACAGAAAGAAAAGGAUCACAAUGCUGUCAGAGAUGGAGUUUACCUAGAAGAACUGUCAGCAGUAAUAUUUCCAAAGUCAUGACCUAUCAUUUAACUGAGUUUGACAACCGAGAUGAGGCAACAACUGUAACAACUUACCUCUCACAAAAUUUCAGUAGACUAGUGUUUCUGGUUAGGAAUAUGAUCUUUUUAUUCAAAAAAGAGGUUUCAAAAAGGUUUUUCUCUACAUGAACAGUUACCAUAAUAUUGUUAGACACUUAAAAUAACAACAUCACUCAAAAACCACUGUCAGUGGCAAAAACAAGCACUUAUAGUCAUUUAUAGACAUUGCUGAUGGUUAGAGUUGCCCUGAAGGAUUAUGAUGCAGCCACUGCAGCAGUGUUGCAGCUGCCAGCUGAGGUGAUGGUAAACAUUAAUCAUGUACACACCAGUGGGGCAAAUGUACAGUGGGGCAAAUAAGUAUUUAGUCAACCACCAAUUGUGCAAGUUCUCCUACUUGAAAAGAUUAGAGAGGCCUGUAAUUGUCAACAUGGGUAAACCUCAACCAUGAGAGACAGAAU